Molecule: messenger RNA, 3082 nt
Organism: Colias croceus (clouded yellow)
Lineage: Eukaryota; Metazoa; Arthropoda; Insecta; Lepidoptera; Pieridae
Product: ras-related protein Rap-1
Exons: 3
Coding region: 101-952 (283 amino acids)
Molecular function (GO): GTPase activity; GTP binding
Source: RefSeq, a predicted model, not a curated record
GCGCUGUGCACGUCACCGAGUGCUGGAUAUCGACCAAAACAAUCGUUUGACCGCGAAUUAAAAAUAAUAGCAUGUGUUAAGUGAACCCAUCGCUACGAAAAUGAAGGGUCGACACCAAUUCCGACGUAGAUUCAGCUUGCAACCCUCUUUUAUGAAAGAUGACACGGAGGAGGAGAGGAAACCGCACAGGCCCGAAAAGGUGGAGCAUACAGUAUCUGGAAGUAACAGCAAUCUCACGAACAGUGCAGUACGCCACAAAAUAGUUGUCAUGGGUGCGGCUAAAGUCGGCAAAUCAUCUCUUAUAUCCCAAUUUUUAUAUGGAACCUUCUCCCAUAAGUAUAAGAGAACUAUAGAGGAAAUGCAUCACGGUGACUUCAACGUAGCUGGGGUCAGACUGACGUUAGAUAUUUUGGACACAUCUGGAGCGUAUGAAUUCCCAGCCAUGCGAGCCCUGUCUAUGCAGUCGGCUGAUGCGUUUAUCCUAGUUUACGAUAUAACAGACUUAGAAAGUUUCGCGGAAGUUCGCGCCUUGAGAGAUCAAAUUCACGAGACUAAGGACAGUACAGCCGUGCCUAUUGUUGUUGUGGGUAACAAAGUUGAUUUAGCUGAAGCUGGAGAGAGACAGGUCGACUUUCACACGACGGAGUCCGUGGUGACCGUCGACUGGGAGAACGGCUUCGUGGAAGCGUCAGCGAAGGAAAAUUUGAAUGUUUCGCAAAUAUUCAAAGAGUUGUUGGUGCAAGCUAAGGUGAAGUACAAUUUGUCGCCCGCGCUGCGGCGGCGAAGGCGGCAGUCGCUGCCGACGGGACCGCAGGGCCCCCCGGGUUCAUCCACGAGCCCUUCGCCGUCCAACGCUCCCCACGUCCCGUCUCCAGCUCAGCUCGCACAUUUGCAACAAAUACGAGAAAGACACGCUAAUAGUAGUAAACGUAAUUCUUGUACCAUUUCUUAAUUAGGUAAUAGAUGAUUGAAUGUAAGUUACAAAGCGACUUCCUAUAAAUCUUUUCCCAAAUGUUUAAUGUUGUAAUUUCAUGUCAAAGAAUAAAAAGAACAUUUGAAGUACUCGUAAAGGAAAUUUUUAAUUGCCUGAACGCUGAUCUCUAUUUCUAUUUUUUUAAGUUUGAUUUUUACAUUUAAUAUUUGUAUAACACUUUUUUAAUUUAUUAGAUUAGAAGAUUAUAAAACCAUUUAAGGUUUGUCAUAAAUGGAAAACUAUUAUAUUAUUCAGAAGUUUCAACUAUUUAAUAUUAUUGUUUACCCGUAUAAACAAAAGUUAUUCAAAUUGGUCAUCAAGACAGAUAAAGUGUAAAUCGUGUGAAGGUUCGUAAAAUUCGUAAUCGUAAAGAAGUCGACCCAUUUAGUGCAUUGCCAUCUUUUUGUGAUGUAAAAUCGGACUUGAAUUUUAAAAUCGUGAAGGGUUUUGCUAAUUCCAUUUCUAAAUGGUAUUAGCAUUUGUUUUUCAGACCGAUGUAAAUUGAAACACAAAUGUUUACACGUUACUCUGUUUUUUCUUUGAUCUUCUGUGAGCCAUCUCUUAACGUAGAACACCAAUAUUAGUAUUAUUUCGUUUAAUUUAGAUUUGAUCACUUGACCUUUAACUUUUUAAUUAAAAGUAUAGAAAAGCCUUUAAAGUUUCAAGCGCUGUUGAAUUGAUAUCUCGUUACCAUCGAAGGCGUGAAUGCGUAAUAAUUAAUUUACAGAAAUUCACGCGACCUCCCCACGCCCCACGCGUUUACACUUUACUCGGCUCGUUUGGUCUACCGUUAUUAAAUAUUUAUUUGUUUAGGAUAAUACCUCUUCAUUAUGGAAUUAAAUUUGUAACUACUUAAUUAAUACUGUAUUGUAACAAACAUUUUAACGAUAACGCUUUUUAUGACUAAAUACUAUUACUAAAUUGAAUCGUUAAAAUUAACUAUUAACAUAAACAGAACAUGAUCGAGUAUACAAGUUGAGACUUAAUAUUAAUAUGUAAUUACCUCAGACAAGCAGCUCAUUUAAGCCUUUGACAAGAUAUGUGUGGAAUUGCUAUCUAAUCUUCUCCAACCGAAUUAGUUUCAUCUUUGUACAAUUUACAUGGUUAUUCAAGCACCUGCCGAUUACCUCUUUCGACGAUAACUAUAUUAAACAAAAACAAAAUCAUAUUAAAAUUUUCACUUCUACAUUUAUACCCCACGAAGUUUACACUACUUCUUUUAUCAUUUAAUCCCAUCUUAUUCAAUCCAUUUUUAUUCUAGAGUCCAAGUUAUCUGUGAAAUAAAAUAAUAUUGAUGUUACUCCAGUAGAUACGAUUCAAUUGCAUAAUAUUUUAUAAUGAUUUUAAAUUUUACAACUACUAUAUAAUUUUUCAGGUGUAUGAAUGUGCCUUUUUAUAUAUUCUUAGUUUUAUUGUAGAUUAUAUUGUACUUUUUGUAUGUCGUACAUUUUUAUUGAGAAUUGCAGUCGCAUAGAUCAGGGUUAUGUUAUUGAUUAAAUUAUUGUAUCUAGGUGUUCCAUAAAAUGACGACUUUAUUUUAUUGCCACGUAAAUAUAGUAUCUACUGCUUUUUUGCAUAUAUUGAUUUUAAGACUGUGCGAUAGUAGGUAAUUAAUGUGUAUUUUAAAAUUAAUGUAAUUAAUGAAAUGUAUCUUUUAAAUUUUACAUAAAAUUUAUGUAGUGUUUUUAUGAAUGUUUAAAGUACUACCUACUACGUCGCCAGUAUAAAUGGAAAUGAAAACCAAAUAUAGCAUAAUAUUCUUGUUCUUAUAGAUCUUUAUGGUGGACGUUUGAGGACUUAAAUUAGACAGUAUAAAUGUUGUAUAACACCAGAAUGUAAAUAGGAUUUUUGUAGAUUUCUGUUAGACUAAGUAAUUGGGAGUGACCGUUGUUCUUUCCAGAACUUUACCGGAAAAUAAUAACUCAGAUACCUACUUAUAGAAAAGCUACAAGUGUAGUACGAUUCAGAAUAAUAGUUUACAGUCGAAGAGUUAUUUCUAAAUACAUAAUAUAUUGAGAACUUUCUAAUCUCGAUUGACAUUUUAAAGCAAUCCAUACUAAUAUUAUAAAUGCGAAAGUAACUCUGUCUGUCUGUCUGUCUGUUACUCAA